UACUCUGCUAGAUCCGAUGAACGAGAUGAAUGGAUGCAGACAGGACUUCGUACCACAGGGUUGUGAUGGAAGUAAGCCUGAAACUGACCAAUUCGCUUUGCAAGAAAUGCCCAAUACAGAAUGGGUGUGGUCUGAUUACGAGCAUGGCGCGCCACAAAGCGAGGACUGGUGCAGACAGGCUUGCUUGGCUGAUUCUUUUUGCGCAAGUCGCUAUUUUCCAAGACGGAGGACAUUGCUGGAGAAAGAAGAUCCCUCUUUCAAAUGGUAGGAUGGAUCCUAGUGUUGUUGGAAAAGCUCUGAUCAAGGUCAGGAUAGAUAACUCCGCUUCAAAAUGUAUGGGAGACGGCCAGAAGAAGAAGAAGAAGAAGAAGAAGAAGAAGAAGAGGAAUUCGACUCUGAUGAUCAUCGGAUUAGUGCUGUUGAGUAGCUCCAUCUUUGUGAACUUGAUUUUACUCAUCAUCACCUAUUUAAAUCCUAGAAGCCUCCGAGCUAGGGAUUCGAACUUGUCGCAACCAGUCCAGAUCAAUCAAGCCGCAGGCAAGCAGACUUUCACUUAUCAGGAGCUUCAAGAAGCGACAGACGGAUUCAAAGAAGAACUGGGUAGGGGUUCCUAUGGAGCAGUGUACAAAGGCGUUCUCGGAUCGGAAGAUACAAACUUUGUGGCAGUAAAACUGUUGGCGACAAGGACCGGAGAAAGCGAAAAGGAGUUCGAAACAGAAGUGAGUGCAAUUGGCCAAACUAACCACAAGAACUUAUUACAGUUGCUAGGAUUCUGCAAUGAGGGUCAACACCGAUUACUAGUGUAUGAAUUCAUGAGCAACGGCACUUUGGCGGAUUUUCAUUUUGGCGCUUUAAGGCCCAGCUGGUACAAAAGGAUAGAAAUUGCCAGUGGUGUUGCGCGGGGGCUCUCUUACUUGCAUGAUGAUUGCACCAGGCAUAUUAUCCACUGCGACAUCAAGCCGCAAAACAUUCUUCUCGAUGGCUCUCUCGCUGCAAAAAUAUCGGACUUCGGCUUAGCUAAGCUCUUGAUGGCAAACCAAACAAGAACAACCACUGGAAUCAGAGGAACCAGAGGUUAUUUAGCACCAGAAUGGUUAAAUAUCCCUAUUUCUAGCAAAGUAGAUGUUUACAGCUUUGGCAAAUUGUUGGUAGAGCUCGUCUGCUGCAGAAAGAACUAUAAGCCAGAAGCGAAAAGUGAAGCUCAAAUUAUACUGGUCGGCUGGGUUUACGACUGCUGCCCCGACGGGAAUGUACCUGUGCUGGUGGAGAGCGACAAGGAGGCAUCAAGUGACAUAAAGAGGUUGAUAAGAUUUGUGAUGACAGCAUUGUGGUGCAUCCAGGAAGACCAGGCUUUGAGGCCGACCAUGAAGAAAGUCACUCAGAUGUUGGGAGGAACUGUUGAAGUCCCAGUCCCUCCAGAUCCAAGCUCUUUUAUCAGUUCAAUAUGAUAUUGCUUAUCCAGACCACUGGUGUCUGUAAUCAGUUAUUGUAUUUGCAUGGUCUGUAAGUGCUACUACGCUAGACUAAACUUUCCCAGAGUAUCUUGAAAUUGAUCCAGCUUAAAUAAGCUAAAUCGUCCUGAAGUUUAACACUCCCUUGCAUGGAUCAAAGAGAGAGAGUUUGACGAUCGUCGGCAAAAGAGACUGCAGGCGAACCAGCAUGAAGUUAUGAAAAGAGAUUUAAAUUGCUGAGUGAUCAAGUAACCCCAUCGACUGCUGCAGUAUCGGUCAUUGAAAA
This is a messenger RNA of Rhodamnia argentea, 1737 nucleotides long. Its product is annotated as G-type lectin S-receptor-like serine/threonine-protein kinase LECRK1. Gene Ontology annotation, biological process: protein phosphorylation. NCBI's taxonomy places the organism in Eukaryota, Viridiplantae, Streptophyta, Magnoliopsida, Myrtales, Myrtaceae. Gene Ontology annotation, molecular function: ATP binding; protein kinase activity. The record is from RefSeq and is a predicted model, not a curated record.